CUGAGAGCCAACGACUUUGGGAACACGCUUUUAUGCCCUCGGGAGGGUCUUAAACGUCUUCGAGCAAUCUGGCAACCCGCCAUAAGUCAGUCGUCGGGACGCUGACACGCAUAACAUGCAGAAGACGGCGACGCAGAGCGCUAGAAGAUGUCCGUGGCUGUGAAAGAGAGGCGCGCGCGCCCGGCGGUCAGGAGGAAAGCGGCGAAAUGCAUGUGGGCGCUUUUCCCUCACGUCGUGCUCAUCCUCUCUCUCAUCGGAUACGCCGUGCUCGGUGCCGUGGUCUUCCAGGUGAUCGAGGGAAGACCGAGAAAUGACACGGACGAGUACCGAAAUUUCGUGCGCCAAGUCGUCGCGACCAUGCGCAACCACUCCGAUGAGUCUGAGGAGGUUCUCGUGGGUGCCAUAGAGCAGAAGAUCAGAGGGGGAUACCAAUCCGUGUGGUCUCAGAGUCAUAAAAACUGGAACUUUUAUGGCUCGCUCUUCUUCUGCUGCACCGUCUUCACCACUGUGGGUUAUGGAGAGAUCUACCCAGUGACUGGUCCUGGAAGAGCAGCGUGUAUCAUCUAUGCCAUGCUGGGAAUUCCACUCAUGCUUCUAGUCAUUUCAGAUGUUGGUGACAUUCUGGCAAGGCUCGUCACCAACUCUUACCAGAGGUUACACUCUUCCUGCAUACAUCUUCUCUCUCAGCUGAGGAACCUCUGCGGAGGCCAGGAAAGUGUCACAAUCCAUAACAGCAUCUACACCCCCAGUCAGGACACCGUGAUGAGUAAACCAAUGGACAUUCGCGAAGUGAUGUUCAGGCAGUCAAGUGUUAAGCAAAAGUCUACCCAGUUUCUCAAAAAUGUUGCAAUCUUUGAGAGGAUCAUUGCACGGGAGAAAUUUGGUCAGAACGGACCUCUGGCACGCACACGUUCUUGCCCCCAGCUCAAUCAGAUGCCACCAGUGCCUUUGGGCUUCAAGAUGUGGGAUUUUAAUAGCAUAGGUCAAGAGAUGGAAAGUUUGAAUGUGCCGUUCUUGCUGAUCCUGCUCCUUGUCUUUGCUUAUAUACUGAGUUGGGCACUGAUCCUGCCACUUUGGGAGACGGACUUAAACUGGUUUGAUGCGUUCUACUUCUGCUUCAUAACGCUUACAACUAUCGGUUUUGGUGACAUUGUGCCCAAGCACCCCAAGUUCUUCCUGCUCACCUUCCUCUUCAUCAUCACCGGCAUGGCCAUCAUGAGCAUGUCCUUCAAGCUGGGUCAGUCACGGAUCAUCAGCUGUUACCACCGCUGCAUCGGCUGCCUCAGCUGCCUCGGCGUGGGAAAGAAGAGCAAGUACAAGAUUCAGGACAAGUAUACAGGGCACUAUACUGAAACUAUCGAGGAUCCAUGAGUACAGUAGACAGAUAUGAUUGAAUUGAUUCCUUGAAGUUUCCUUUACUGUUUGCUAAUCUAAAUCAUCUUACUGAUUUUUGUCAGUGCUUUGGCUUCCAAAAGUUUCAAGGAAGGGUUUCGAUAGAUGGAUGAAUUAUAAGUAUUUAUGAUGCAUGAGCGUGGGUUAAAGUUCAGCUUUUCACAUUUCUCCCUUACCAAACAUUGGAGAUUAUUGGAGUACAAUUGAGAGCUGCGUAAUAGAUCUGAGUUAAAAUGACCAAAUUGGACUGGUUUGCAGCCCUGAAAGCCAUUAAUGUUAUUGGUGCAAGCUAAAUUUUUCCUUUUUUCUCUGUAGAGCAGCACCGAAAGAGCUUGCAAUUGUGAAUAUUCCAUUUUUAGGUUAGAGCCAGAACUGAUUUUAGUGUAAAAUGAUAUGAAACUAGUCUGUUUUAUCAUAAACACAGAGCCGAAACAGUAUUUUCCUGAGCUGGAGCAGACAAUCCCAUAUCUCACAGCCUAGAUGCAUAUCACGUCAAUUCCACAUAAAUAGCGAGUACUAAUUGAAUACAACCAAAUUGUAACAGUUUGUACUAACUGAAACGAACUUAAUUGUGGCCACGUAUCUUUAUUAAAUACUGUGAUGAUGAACAACAGUGUUUAAGACCAAACAUAAACAUUUUAAUGCACCUGAUGAUUUUCAUUUCCAUUGCUGGGAUCUUGAGAAAUCUGCCUUUUUCUGCAUAGUGUAGAAAUUGUAAGUACCAGGAUUGAGCCCUUGAAUAAAUCCCAAUAUGUCUGCACUGCAUGUUAUCAGACCUGGAGGUUACUUUGCAUGUGCUAAAUGAAUUCAAAUGGUUUACUGCUGGUUUAAUAAAUGAUGAUGGUUCUCCGAGACUGAGCGUACAUACUAUGUGUUACAAGUUUGGUAACCCUCAUAUCCAGAGACCUAGAUAAGAUGUCAUACAGUGAUGUAAAGAUAAUAUAAGAAACCUAGUGAUUUGGUAGCAUCUACUGUAAAAUCAAUCCAACCAUGACAAAUAGUUCUCUAGUUAAACAAGACAUUCCUGUACAGUAUUGUCGCAUAUUCGCCUUUGUAUUUCAAGCAAACCUACACAAUAAAGGAGUGCUGUUAUAACUGCUAUGGGUUGUUCAUCUUGAAAUCGGAAAGAAAGGUAAAGAAAUACUCUUCCUUGUGUGUGCUGACACAAAUAUGAUGACCUAUAUCACUGAUAGACCAUUGAUUAAUAAUAUUCCACGCAUAUGUUUGUGCUCAAAUGUUUGCAUACCAUGGGAGAAUUACCAUUCUUUAAAGAAAACCUGAGUGAGAAGGCAAAACAAAUUUAUUUUAUUGCUUAUAUGACUCAAGUUCAUAUGUAAGGCAUAACAGAAUUGCACAAUCAUCAAACAAACAAACAAUUUGCCUAUCUUUAGUUCUUAGUAUCAUGUAUUGCCCCCUUUUAGCAUCAAUGAUGGCAUGCAGUCUUCUGUAAUAAUUGUGCAUGAGGUCCUUGAUUCUCUCAAGUGGUAUAGCUGCCCAUUCUUCUCGGCAAAUUGCCUCCAGUUCCUGUACAUUUUUUGGUUGAGUUGCACAAAUUGCAUGUUUAUUUGAAUUGAGUGAAUGAUAUUGAGGUCAGGAGGCUGUGAUAUCCACUCCAGAACUUUCACCUCUUUUUUGCUGUAGCCAUUGAAGGGUCAACUUGGCCUUGUGCUGUGGAUCAUUGUCAUUUUAGGAUCAUUUAAGAGCGUCCCAUGCGCAGCGUUCAUGCUGUAGAAUGCAAAUUGUCUGCUAGUAUUUUCUGUUAACGUGCUGUAUUCAUCUCGCCAUCAAUUUUGGCUAACUUCCCUGUGCCACUGGAGCUCUCACAGCCCCAAAACAUAAAAGAUCCACCACCAUGCUUUACAGUGUGACUAGUAUGGUGUACUUUUCACCGUAGGCUGCUCUCCAGACAUAGAGCUUAUGGUUGUGGUUUGACUAGUUGCAGUCUGGUGUACUGGAAGCAGGCCUUUUUGUCGCAUGGGUGCAGUAAUGGCUUUUUCCUGGCAACUUGACCAUGCAGGUCAUUUGUGUUUAAGUACCUCCUUAUUGUGCAACAACACCACUUUUUUCCAGAGCAGCCUGCAUUUCUCUCGAAGUUGUUUGUGGGUUUUUCUUUGCAUCCCGAACAAUUCUUCUGGCAGUAAUGGGUGAAAUCUUUCUUGAUCUACCUGACCACGGCUUACUAUCAACAGAACCUCUUAUUUUCCACCUAUUUAUCCGAUUUUGAACAGUACUGACUGGCAUUAUCAAGUGUUGAGAUAUCUUUUUGUAUCCUUUUCCUGCUUUAUAAAGUUAAACUUAUUACACGGGUCCAUUGGCAGUUCUUUUGUCUUCCCCAUGGUGCAGUAUCCAGCUAAGUCACUAACUACAAUUGUCACAGGUGUGGAAACUUCCCUUUAAUAGCCAUUGAAACCUCUGUGUAUCAACCUGUGUGUUUAUAACGUGGCCAAACAUUCAAGGAAAUGUAAACUUUUGAUCAGGGUUGUUUGGGUGAGUUCAGUUAUCAUUAGGUUUUAAAAGGGAGUCAAACAACUAUGUGAUAAUUAAUGUCUUCACAUGAUAACUAUCCUUAUAUAAGAAAAAGAAUCUUUUGCAUUAUCAGUCAUAUUUUCCAUAUAAAUGGCAAUUCUUUCAGGGUAUGCAGAAUUUUGAGCACAACUGUACAUAGAUUACAAUUUCAUAUUUGAAACAGAAACAGCUCUUUCGAGGCCUCAAUAUAGUGCGUACUUACAGGAAGAAACUGGGAAUGUGAGCCAUUUUAUUCUGGAUACCAGCAACUAAAGUAGAUCGCUGAGCUAACAGAAUCAAUUACAAUGGGUGAUAUUGAAUUUCUUACAAAAUAAAAAAUGAGAGAACUUUGAAACAGGGGAUUUGGUUCAUCUGAAGCAUAAUAAACACCCUUAAGUAUAGUAAACAGUAGCUUUGGACAUGCUACAGUAUAUAUCCUUUACCCAAAGGAGGCCA
Molecule: messenger RNA, 4353 nt
Organism: Hemibagrus wyckioides
Lineage: Eukaryota; Metazoa; Chordata; Actinopteri; Siluriformes; Bagridae
Gene: kcnk18
Product: potassium channel, subfamily K, member 18
Exons: 3
Coding region: 148-1371 (407 amino acids)
Biological process (GO): potassium ion transmembrane transport; stabilization of membrane potential
Cellular component (GO): membrane
Molecular function (GO): potassium ion leak channel activity
Source: RefSeq, a predicted model, not a curated record